AGACAAGUUUUAUUGUGCAUCACAUUAAGAUAAUUGUGAUAUUCUCACGUUAAACAUUAUUCUCAUUUGAUCCAAAUUGUAUAAAUACAAUUAUUUGGGCACUAAAAUAGUUAAAUACUCUGUAAAAAUUAAACUGAACAGAAGCUAGACUAGAAGAGAGACCAAAACAAAAACAAAAACCAAAUAACACGCCAUUUUAGCAAACGUUUUCCUCUACAUCGAAUCUUUGUAACCUUUCUCUAAGAGUGGAUCUCUGCCCAACCCCCACUUGGUCCACCUAUAUAGCCCCUAGUCGGUGUUAUCUUCACGGUUUCUAGCGAUCGGAGCUGGACUCAUCCUUCUGGUGAAGUCACGCUGUGCACCUGUUCCCUGAGAUCUGGUAGUCUCUUCUUUCUUGUCUUCAUGACAGCUGUAAUUACAUAACGUUUUUGAAUUCCAUUGCUGUUUCUUGUACCUUCUCAAAUUUGCAUUUUGUCCAAGUUGUUGUGAUUAGAAAUUUCGUAUGAUGAAUCAAUCAAGUCAACAGCCACACUCGUUUUCUUCAUAUUCUUUUUUUUUUUACUUGGGCGAGGUGAAUGUCUGGGACUGAUCUUGAAUGUCAGUGACUUUAAUUUAACAAUAUAUAGGGAAAUUUGGUGACCCUUUAGUUGUUUUCCUUAAUCUUAUUGAGUUAUGGUUGAUUAGAUCAGUUAAUUGCAAAUCCUAAGAAGUGACAUUUCUAUUAAGAGCACUUUUAGGCUUCACCAAGCCAAUUUUUAGGUCAAUUGGACAACCUUAAGUAGUACUCCCUCCGUCCCAUAAUAAUUGGCCAAAUUUGAGUGGCACUAGGAAUAUGGAAAUAAAAAGCGUGUGUUUCAGCCUCUCAGGUCUAUGUAGGGGAAAGAUAAAUAAGACUAAUGACAAAAUUGUUUCUUCAAAAGGAUGGAAAAGUUUUGUGGACAUCCAAUAGUGGGCGGGGGUACUUCUUAAUACUCUAUUUCACAUUGGAUAACCAUUGUUGUUUCUGAUUUGUGUUUUUGGUUGCUUAUAGCAUCUUUGUGAGUGUCCUAUUGGACUCUAGUACACUACCAGCUGGAGCACGGGGCUAGUUUUGGAGGUGAGAAGAAGCUAAUUCAUUACCGAACAAAAUUUUGCAUGGUGAACAGAUGAGAAGAAGAACUGAUGUUAUUAGCAAUAGAAGGUGGGGGUCUUUUCUCUUCUUCAGCUUCUGGGUAUAGCUCAUGCAUAUCCCUUCUUCUGUUGGGCCAGAAUAGUGAAGAGAAGCCCAUCAAAGUUACCCCGUGGACCCAAUACCAAUUGGCGAAUCACGGAAAAACUGAUACUCAUCUUGCACUGGCUUCCAAGAAAAACAGAAAGCUUCUUCCGGGGUGUGCUCCCUUUAUCUGUUUCGGUCGUGCUUCCUCUGGACUCGAUAGCAGCCCUUCUUGCCUAAAGGUAGGUUCCACGCAACACCAAGAAGUAUCACCAACAGGACCUGGACCAAUAUCUGAGAAGUGUGAGGACAUUCAUGCUGUUGUAGAGACAAACACAUCAACUAAGCUUGUACUUAAGAGCAGCUUAAAGAGAGUGCCUAAUGGCAUAGAUGUUCAAGUUGGUAGUGACAGUGAUUGUAAGACAUUAAGUGAAGGAAGCAAUGACAUCCCUGACGAUAAUACGCAAAGAAGGAAGGUCCAUUGGACAGAUACACACGGUGGAGAGCUUUUUGAGAUCCGAGAGUUUGAAACUAGUGAUGAAGAAUCAGAUGACGACUGUGAUAGCCGCAAUGGUAAGACUUGCUCAUGCAAGAUUAUGUAGUUUUUAAGCUUGUGGUCGUGGUGGUUUCGCCAGAGCUGUUUUGGAAGGUCAGACAGAGCACGCAGGCCCAUGCAUUAAAAGGUUGAUUAUCUAUGCCCUUUGUUCAGCCAUCAUCACUUGAUGUAGAUGGAAUUUGACUCCCACCACUGGGAAGGAAGUCUCAGAAUGCAUACAAUGGCCAUCCAUUCAGAAUGUUUUUUUGUUUGUCAUCUGUUUUGUCUGUUGAUAUCCAGUUUCUUUAAUGUCAAAUUUAGCAUUUCCAGAAUAUCAUUGUUCUUUCAUUGUUAUUAUUACAUACGAAGUAUAUGUUUGUCAUUUUUGCCUCCAUUCUCGAGGUACUCAUUUUCUACAUGAAGAGAUGAAUCAAUUUCUUUUCUUUUAGUAAGUGUUUGCAAGAGCUUUUUAUAAGCAA
Messenger RNA from Cuscuta epithymum, 2206 nucleotides. NCBI's taxonomy places the organism in Eukaryota, Viridiplantae, Streptophyta, Magnoliopsida, Solanales, Convolvulaceae. The record is from the annotation of a GenBank genome assembly.